This is a messenger RNA of Physcomitrium patens, 2603 nucleotides long. RefSeq lists its product as uncharacterized. The record is from RefSeq and is a predicted model, not a curated record. Gene Ontology annotation, cellular component: nucleus. Gene Ontology annotation, biological process: mRNA processing. Lineage: Eukaryota; Viridiplantae; Streptophyta; Bryopsida; Funariales; Funariaceae. Gene Ontology annotation, molecular function: RNA binding.
GGGUUCUCAGUGGGGAUUCAAGGGCGACAACGCUUAUGUGCCUCUCAAGACUCACUCUCUCUCUCCGCUUUCACGGAUUGUGCGUCAGUCAGUCAUCAUCUUCCUCUCUCUUGGCCUCCUUGGCUUCGGCUUCGGCUCUGACUUCUAGGGUUUGGUUGCGGCCCGUCUGUCCCGUCUCUUGUUGUCGUUGCUGUGUGAAUCACACCUCCUCCCCUGCUGCGCCCUCUUGCGCGCGGUGAAUAUAGGAGUGGCGGUGAAAUCAUGGAGUUCGAUGAGUACGACUACCUGGAGAAGAUGACGGAGGGCGGGGAUGUCAAGGUGAACAACCAUGAGGGGGGCAAUGGGCACGAUCGAGACGGUAGGGAUCGACGAAAGUCUAGUUAUAAGCGUCGCAGUGGCGAUAACGAUACGCACGACCACCAGAGCAAGCGUACUCGCGCAGAGGAUGAGGAGCGUGAGCGCGGCGACCGAGUGGACAAGGACCGGGAGAAAGAGAGAGGCGUGGAGAAGUCGGAGCGCGAUCGGUCGAGGAGUGCACGGGACGGCGGUCACGGCUCGCCUGGUCGGACGCGGGAACGAGGGUCUGAGAAAGAGAAUGAGAAGGAACGGAGUAGCAGGAGCAGCAGGUCGGACAAGGGAAGAGACAAAAGCGACAGAGGUGAUGGUGAGCGCGCGGAGAAGGAGUCCAGGCGUGAAGGCAGAGAGUCGAGUGUCAAGAAGUCUUCUGAUAAGGGGAGGUCACGCGAGAAGGAGCGGGAAAGAGAGAAGGACAGGGAGAGAGACAGGUCUCGUGACCGGCAUCGCAGCAGGGAAAAGGACCGCGAGAGGGAGCGUGAGAAGGAGCGAGAAAAGGAGCGGGAGAGGGAGAAGGAAAAGGAGAAGGAGAGGGAACGAGAGAAGGAGCGCGAAAGAGAGCACCGGAAACGGUCUAGGGAGCUCAAGGAUCGCAAGGAAGAGAUUGUGGCGAAUGAACCUGAGGCUGACCCUGAGCGGGAUCAAAGAACAGUUUUUGCAUAUCAGAUUUCAUUGAAAGCGGAUGAGCGGGAUGUGUACGAUUUUUUCUCUCGGGCUGGAAAGGUGCGGGAUGUCCGGCUUAUCAUGGACCGGAAUUCGAGGCGCUCCAAAGGAGUUGGGUAUAUUGAGUUCUAUGAUGCCAUGUCAGUGCCAAUGGCUAUUGCUUUGUCAGGUCAAUUAUUAUUGAAUCAGCCGGUCAUGGUAAAACCCUCUGAAGCUGAAAAGAAUCUCGUACAAUCUACAACUGCGGUUCCAGGAGUUACUGGUGGCUUCAUCGGUCCUUACUCAGGAGGCGCUCGUCGUCUUUAUGUCGGAAAUCUUCACUUCAAUAUGACUGAGGAUCAGCUUCGUCAGGUUUUCGAGCCUUUUGGGCCAGUUGAACUCGUGCAGCUACCCUCUGAUAUUGAAACCGGACAGAGUAAAGGAUAUGGAUUUGUGCAAUAUGCAAGGUUGGAAGACGCUCGUGCAGCGCAACAGAAUCUCAAUGGACUGGAGCUUGCAGGACGUCCAAUUAAGGUAUCAGCCGUCUCAGACCAGAUUGGCAUGGAAGACAUGGGGGUUCAUCCUGGCGAACUUGAUGAUGAUGAAGGAGGUGGUCUGUCGUUGAAUGCUCGUUCGAGAGCCCUUCUCAUGCAGAAGCUGGAUCGGAGCGGAAGUGGAACAAGCAAUACUGGUGCUACCUUGCCUGCCGCCCCAGUGCCAGCACUUGGUCUUCUUGGAACAGCUGUGCCUACUGGUGUAACUCCUUUGGUGAGACCCCCUUUCUUCGUUCAGAACCCUCUGGUCCUAGCAGGAGCCGCUACUGGAUUGGGGGCUGCUGCCCUUGGUACACCUGGCCUCGUGAUGCCUCCGGUAGUUGGUGCAGUUGACGCAAUUGGACAGCCAAGUGAAUAUCUGCUGCUCAAGAACAUGUUUGACCCGAGUACUGAGUCUGAUCCGGAGUUCGACUUGGAUAUUAAGGAGGAUGUACAAGACGAGUGCUCAAAGUUCGGUGCUGUCAAACAUAUCUUUGUUGAUAAGAAUAGUGCAGGUCAUGUUUACCUGUGCUUUGAAUCAACACCCGCGGCCAUGGCAGCUCAACGGGCUUUGCAUGGGCGUUGGUUUGCGGGUAAAAUGAUUACUGCAACGUACAUGAGUGCGCUCGCAUACCAAACGAAGUUUCCAGAUUGCAGAUAGAUGAGCAUCUGCUUACUCGAUUUUGACUAGCUUUGGGGAUGCUGAAACCACUCUCUCUUGCAUUACAUGUGUGGGAUUCCGAGUUCUUUGCUGGUUCUGCGCCAGAAAUGGGCCCGAAUAGAAAUGUAUUUGAUGUCUGUCGCCAACCUUUCAAAUACACAAGUUUCACAGUUAUUUUGAUUAUCGUGCUUGCACUUGUUUCUUGCUUAAGUUUUCCUUCCAAUCUGAUUAAUUCUGGAUCGCAUAGGUCAUGGGGAUAAGGAAUUUGGACAGUACGACGAGCUGCAGAUUUUUUCGAAAAUGUAAUGCAAAAGAGAAGACUUCCAGCGAGAACUAAAACUGCUUUUUUCUGCAUUGAGGAUGCAGUGUAAUUUCGGUGCAUUAUAGAUGUAUUUUUCCCCCCCUUUUAACUA